This is a messenger RNA of Mus musculus (house mouse), 1392 nucleotides long. RefSeq names its product succinate-CoA ligase, GDP-forming, alpha subunit (gene Suclg1). The record is from RefSeq and is marked validated. Lineage: Eukaryota; Metazoa; Chordata; Mammalia; Rodentia; Muridae. The coding region runs from base 153 to 1193 and encodes 346 amino acids. Gene Ontology annotation, cellular component: catalytic complex; succinate-CoA ligase complex (GDP-forming); mitochondrion. Gene Ontology annotation, biological process: tricarboxylic acid cycle; toxic metabolite repair; malate metabolic process. Gene Ontology annotation, molecular function: succinate-CoA ligase (ADP-forming) activity; catalytic activity; acid-thiol ligase activity. The transcript has 9 exons.
GUCAUCCUUCUUGUUCUUUUCCACUUGUAACGUUCACUGUUUGAGAAGAGACUCCGAGGAGCGUAAGAUAUUCAGGCUACUCCUCUAGACACCUUUCUGCGCGAGCCUGAGCCCAUGCCAAGGUCCCGGGGUCCUGAGAGUGUCAUUGGGGGAUGACCGCAACAGUAGUUGCUGCGGCUGCCACUGCAACCAUGGUCUCCAGCAGCAGCGGCCUCGCCGCCGCCCGCCUGUUGUCGCGCACCUUCCUCCUGCAACAGAAUGGGAUACGACACGGGUCUUACACAGCCUCUCGGAAACAUAUCUAUAUUGAUAAAAAUACGAAGAUUAUUUGCCAGGGUUUCACAGGCAAACAGGGUACCUUUCACAGUCAGCAGGCUUUGGAGUACGGCACCAAACUCGUGGGAGGAACCACUCCAGGGAAGGGUGGCCAGAAGCACCUGGGCUUGCCCGUCUUUAAUACUGUGAAGGAAGCCAAAGAGAAAACAGGAGCAACGGCUUCUGUCAUCUAUGUCCCUCCUCCUUUUGCUGCUGCUGCCAUUAAUGAAGCAAUCGACGCGGAGAUUCCCUUGGUUGUGUGCAUUACGGAAGGUAUUCCGCAGCAGGAUAUGGUGCGGGUCAAGCACAGACUGACACGCCAGGGAACGACGAGGCUAAUCGGGCCAAACUGCCCCGGCGUCAUCAACCCUGGAGAAUGCAAAAUCGGCAUCAUGCCUGGCCACAUUCACAAGAAGGGAAGAAUAGGUAUCGUGUCCAGGUCCGGUACUCUGACUUAUGAAGCAGUUCACCAAACAACCCAAGUCGGAUUGGGGCAGUCCUUGUGUAUUGGCAUUGGAGGUGACCCUUUUAAUGGGACUGAUUUUAUUGAUUGCCUUGAAGUCUUCCUGAAUGAUCCAGCCACAGAAGGCAUCAUACUGAUUGGUGAAAUUGGUGGUCACGCUGAAGAAAAUGCUGCCGCGUUUCUGAAGGAGCAUAACUCAGGUCCAAAGGCCAAGCCUGUAGUGUCCUUCAUUGCUGGUAUAACUGCUCCUCCUGGCAGAAGGAUGGGCCAUGCAGGGGCAAUUAUUGCUGGAGGAAAAGGUGGCGCUAAAGAGAAGAUCUCUGCUCUUCAGAGUGCUGGGGUGGUUGUCAGCAUGUCCCCCGCACAGCUGGGAACUACCAUUUAUAAGGAGUUUGAAAAGAGGAAGAUGCUUUGAAGGACACAACAAGAAAUUCUUUAAAGCUGUGGAAGAAAUCUAGACGUGAGGGCCAGUCCAGGCUGUCAGCCCAUGCAGCUGACACUGGUUGGUCUCUCAGUAUGUGGGAAAUCCAGGCAAGUUUUAGAAUGUCCUAAAUUGAGCUAUUUUCACUUACUGUGUAACAGAGACAGAUAAUAAAUCUAUCAUUUGAUUUGAA